GUCGACAUCCCCGUUGACAACGAUGCCGCCUUUCGCAAAAUACCCGAAAAACCCACCAAAGGGGCUGCUAUGCAUCGAAAUGGAAAUCUCGAAUUCCUGAUGGACAAAUUCACUAGAGGAUUCGACCCAAGCACGUUCAAGACUGAGCUCAUGGCAGAGAUUCCGGAGCUGACCAGAAACGCACUCCCCGGAUCCUACGAGCACUUCUUCGUGAUCAUUCUGGAGAAUUACGACAAUAUGGAGAAGGCUCAGCAGGAGCUGCAGGAAUGGCUCUGCAAGCGUUACCCGAAGGCCACAAUCACUCCCUACAUCGCUACCAACAAGAUGGAGGAGGGUUACUUUUUGGAUGAGCUCGAGAUGCUGAGAAAGCUGUUAGAGCCCUUGCGUGGGAACCAGAGAAAGCCAAUCUUCUGGAUCAACAGCAGACAUAUGCAUUGUGACAGGGUCUGCGAGCAACUCGAAGCAUCUGUGACGGUUAUAGAGGAGUUCAAACGAGACGUUUUGGCAGCACUUGAGAAGGAUAGAGAAGAUAAGACCUGUUACACUGCCCUGCCCGUAUCCAAUCCCCGCACCUCAAUCGUGAGUAUGAAAGAAAUUCGGAUCGAGGCCUGCAGAGCGACACUCAACUGGGAUGGAUUUGUUCAAGCUGAAAUCGAGCUGAGCAGGUUCUAUCAGUACUACAAGAACGAUGUCAUCCAAAAUCGGCCAACGAAAGCGCGUGAAGAGGGUUGGCUUCCACCGUUUGCAACCGAGGUACCUCGUUCAUCUUCAGAAAUGGCGAGAGAAGGCGACCUUGUGGUUUGGCCAGCUCACGGAAAUAACAAAAAGCUUUUCAAUCUGCUACUCAAGACUGCAAUGUGGCUGAGCGUGGCACGAGGACUGGCUGCGGUUCACCUCUUCUGCGAUAUCGCCAGACAUUUUACAGCCCGUGAGCCCUCCGGGGUCGCCAGUGAAGAUUAUAUCCGUUUCUUGAGUUAUCUGGUCCAUGUCAGAGCCACCGAUAGAGUGAACUCCAACCUCAGCACCCCGUUUCCUUACAACGAUAAGACCCUGACCGGCGGGAAUCCUGACUACUUCGAUGACGUGUGGAGAACAAACCGCACUUUGACGGCCAAACUGACUGACCACCCAUCUCUUCUUGAGAAGAAGAACCCGGCACCUCCUUUCAUCCUGUCUCGG
Messenger RNA from Aspergillus steynii IBT 23096, 1179 nucleotides. RefSeq lists its product as uncharacterized. The transcript has 2 exons. The annotation marks the transcript as partial. The record is from RefSeq and is a predicted model, not a curated record. Lineage: Eukaryota; Fungi; Ascomycota; Eurotiomycetes; Eurotiales; Aspergillaceae.